AGGUAUAAAGCCUUCAUUGGGGCAUGAUAAAGAAGCAAGUGAGAGUGAGAUAUUAGAUGCUUUGAGACUAUCAAAGGAACCAAUGCAUAUAACACAUUUAUUUAAUGUGUGCAGCUUUCAUCAUAGGCUCCCAGGAUUAGUUAACAUUGGUUUAGCAUCAGUAUAUCCUAAUUUACCAGAAUAUACUGACAUAAUACCGCCAACUGUUGAAGUAAUAGGAGACUUGGCACACGUGCAUCCAUUGACACUGUCAGUAUUACUAGAGGCAAGAGGGUAUGAGAGUGUUUGUUUUAUUACUGACUCAAUUUAUCAUUCAAAUCAACCUGGAGAGACCAUCAACUACAAUGGAAGACAAU
Molecule: messenger RNA, 356 nt
Organism: Amphimedon queenslandica
Lineage: Eukaryota; Metazoa; Porifera; Demospongiae; Haplosclerida; Niphatidae
Exons: 3
Source: RefSeq, a predicted model, not a curated record